AUGGGCUGUACACAGUCGACCGCGAAGGAGGCGACGGGCGCGGCGGCGGCUGCGACGCCUGGAGAGCACAGUUCGGGGGGCAAGGAGGAGUGCGGCGGCGGCCAAGUCGCUCAGGGCGUCGCAGUGUCGCCCAGCGGCGCAGGGCCUUUGAAAAAGGGAAACUCCGCGGUUCCGACUCGAGCGGGCGAAGACGCUGGAGUGACACCGGAUGAGUCUGCUGGGCCUGACACAGUCGGCACCAGCUACAUCCCGCCGCCUGGGGGACGGUCGGGGCAUUCGAUGGCGGGAGGCCCCCCGACGAACCUCGCCGAAGUGCCUGGCGAACCGACCGAAGACGGCAGACUCGUCCGCCCUGCAGUGACUCUCAAGAGCGGCGCCGUCUACGUGGGCCAGUGGAAGGAUAUGCAACGCGACGGCCACGGCAAGCUCGUUUGGCCUGAGGGGGAGACUUACGAAGGGUCGUUCAAACUGAACGAGUGCGACGGCGAGGGCGUGUGGACAGACGGGAAGGGCAACACGUUUGAAGGCCAGUGGAGGAAAAAUCGCAUCAACGGCGCGGGGAAGUUCACCCAUGCCGACGGCUCAGUUUACGAGGGGCAGUGGAAGGACGACGUCAAGAACGGCGAGGGAAAGGAGACCUGGGGAGACGGCACAGUUUUCGAGGGCGAGUUUGUGAAUGGAGACAAGCAGGGCAGGGGCAAGAUCACUUUCCCCGAUGGAUCAAAUUAUGAGGGCACCUUCGCAAACGACGUCUUCGAAGGCAAGGGAGUCUACCGCUGGGCGAACGGCCGCAUGUACGAGGGCGAGUGGCACAACGGCUACAUGCAUGGCAAGGGGCUCUACACGUGGCCCAAGGGUCAGUUUUCAAAGUACGAGGGUUCCUACUUUGUGGGGCUGAAAGAGGGCCCCGGGAAGCUCUACAUGCGCGACGGGCGGAUCUACGUGGCGAUCUUUGAGAAGAACAAAAUGGAGGGCGACGUGGUCGAGAUCUCCCCCAGCGGGAAAAAGCGCAAAGGCAUCUGGAAGAACGGCAAAAAUGUGCAGUGGGUCGAGGGACACCAGAACGUGGAGCUCGUCGUGGACGACGAGGCGGACGAAAAGGAAGCAGAGUACCAAACGAGCGCGUUCUCCAACCCCCGCCAAUACCACCAGCUCUACGAGGGGAAGAAGAAGCAGCGUAUGCAGAUCGAGGGCGGAGUUUUGCACGCGAGAUCGGGCGUGCGAACUUUUCACGCGCCGUCUCCGCCGCCCAAUCAAACUGGAAAGGAAGGUGAUGCGGCCGAAGACGCCGAAAAGGCUGAAGACGACGACGAAGCAAAAAGCUGA
Messenger RNA from Besnoitia besnoiti, 1326 nucleotides. Its product is annotated as MORN repeat-containing protein. Lineage: Eukaryota; Apicomplexa; Conoidasida; Eucoccidiorida; Sarcocystidae. The transcript has 4 exons. The coding region runs from base 1 to 1326 and encodes 441 amino acids. The record is from RefSeq and is a predicted model, not a curated record. Gene Ontology annotation, cellular component: cytosol.